ACAAAGGGGACAUUUGGGGGGGGUGGUUGGUGCUAUCCUGGUGGGAUUUUAUGGCCUCCGAAACUGUGAUAGCAGAAGCAUGCAGUUACGGGCAGGGGCGGACUGACAACUCAUGGGGCCCCCGGGUAAUAGGGGAUCAUGGGGCCCCUGUGUCCUUGCCCAAACUCAAAAAAGCCUAUGAAAAAGGUACCAGGGGCAUCUCAUGGGGCCCCUACUGACCCCGGGCCCUCGGGCAGUGCCCGAGUUUCCAAAUGGUCAGUCCGCCCCUGGUUAUGGGGCACUUGCA
Staurois parvus is the source of this 286-nucleotide messenger RNA. The record is from the annotation of a GenBank genome assembly. NCBI's taxonomy places the organism in Eukaryota, Metazoa, Chordata, Amphibia, Anura, Ranidae.